AUGGACUUACAAAGAAACAGAAUCAAGCAUAAUACACGUCUCCCAUCAGUAGCUAAAAGAAAGACAUCUCCAAAUCGUAAAUGCAUGACCAAAGAUUUGCAUUUACCUGUACUGAGUACAAGAAGAAGUGCUUCUCCUUAUGCCCGAACCAUAAUUCCUACUCCUGUUCCCAAGCCAAAAAUCAAAAAUCCAAGCCUAGGCCACCGAAGACUCUUAAACAUAAAAUUUAUUACAAAGCUUGCAAAAUUGAGUGGAGCUACAUCCUCAACGGCUGAUACUAUUGUUGAAGAUUUAGAAAAUCCUAUUAAAGAGCCUGAUACUCCCAAGCUUGCAGAUUUAAAUUCUUCCACAAAAGCGAACACCCCUAUAUAUAGAAUUGACCCAAGCUUACAAGUUUAUCUUGAUUCAGACUUGACUUCUGAAUUAAAUCGUGAUCCUAACUCCUCCGCCUCCGUGAGCGAACAAAAAAAAUUUGUUCACUCUCGGAGGGGGUUUAAUUUUUUUUAAAAAAAAUCUUAAUUUGCAAAAUUGGGAAGCAAAUAUUAAUUUAAUUUAUAAAAUUUAUGUUUUAAAAAGCAAUUUGUUUAAAAUUAACCAGAAUUAGCUCGAGAUUUCAUUAUACUAAUUAUCACUUAUAUAUCAAUUUUUUUUUUCAUAAAAAAUUUUUUCUAUUCAAAAAACUUUUGUUCACUCACGAAGGGGGGAGUAAGACACAAUUUAGAGAGCCAAUUGAGAUCAAAAGAGGAAGGAUAAUUAAAUUAGAAUACAAUGAUUUAGUCAUUGAAGAUACACAUUUGAUGCCUUUAGAUUCAGAAAGUCCAAAGUUUUCAAGGCGAGGAAAUUUCAGUUCCCCUUUUGAUUUGGAUGAAGUUCAAGAAAACUCUAGAUGGAUUUCACCUGUUCCACCUAGACCUGAAACAAGAAUAACAAUGUCAAAGCCUCCAAAUUAUUUGAGGCAUUUUCGAUCUAAUUCUAACGUAAUCAUGUAA
Blepharisma stoltei is the source of this 989-nucleotide messenger RNA. The record is from the annotation of a GenBank genome assembly. Lineage: Eukaryota; Ciliophora; Heterotrichea; Heterotrichida; Blepharismidae.